UUAGUAAAUACUUUUCAAAAAAAGAAAAUCAAAUUGAAAUAGUUGCAUUAUUUUGUAAAUCUCAAAAUGCUAAUAACUUAUAAGGUAAUACUCAUGAAAGUUUAUCAUUUGUUCAGUCAGAUGAUGCAACUGAUUCAACCGCUGUUAAUGAGUCGCCGUCUUUUACAGAGGAGCCUGGACCUUGUUGUUCAAGACAGUCUUUUCCAUCAAAAAAGGGAAGAAAAUUUAAACAAAGCUGGAAUGAAAAAUAUAAAUGGGUUUUACAUGAGCGCGAGAAAGAAAAAGUUUUUUGUUUUACCUGCAUCAAAGCUACCUAAAUGAAAAUGUCUUUACCUCGUAGUUCGAGAAAAAAAAGAUUCGUACGAAGCUUUUAUUUUAAACAGAUUUUCUAAUUGGAGGAAAGCGUUACAGAUUUUUGGUUCUCAUGAGCGAUCUGAACUCCAUAGAGCGUCCAUUAGUAUGAUAACCUCAGCAACACUGGAAUCGACCGUUAUCAAGCAGCUUAAUCAUCACCAAAAGAAAGAAAUGAUAGAUAAUUGUACGACGUUAUCAAAAAUAUUUACAACACUUCUUUAUUUGGAAACGCAAGGGCUUGCCAUUCGUAAGAAGGUUGAAAAUAAUUCAAACUUUCGCAUGCUACUGAAACUACGACCAGACGAUUCUCUGAAACUGAAGAAACUGUUAAAUCAUUCUGAAAAUUAAAAAUGGUUCUCGCCUGAAAUUGAAAACGAAAUCCUACAAGACUUUGCUCAUGCAACGCUUUGUAAGAUAUGCAAAAGUAUAAGGGAAUCACAACACUAUAGUUUGAUGGACGAUGAAAAAACGGAUAUGUCCGCAAAAGAAUAAGUUACGACCUGCAUUCGACGUGUUAAUGAAAAAUUUAAAAUUGAGGAGCUUUUUAUGGGAUUUUACCAAACCGAGAACAUCAAAAGCGCAACUUUGUUAAACAGUUGGAUGGACGUUUUGUGUCGAUUUAGCCUGUUAAUUCAAAAAGUUGGGGCCAAUGUUUAGACGGCUCGUCUAACAUGUCUGGAAGUAUCUAUGGAUUGCAAACUUUAAUGAGGGAGAAAGAAGAGUGGACAAUUUACGUGCACUGCCGCGCUUAUAAUCUCAACUUGGUUGCACAAGAUUCUGUUGCAAAUCAAACAGAGAUCAGGAAUAUAAUGAAUUUAGUACAAGCAUUUAUCGCAUUUUUCAGUGGAUCUCCAAAACGACUGGCAUGUUUCAAUAAAUUUCGAAAUGUAAAGGAUGUAGAAAGCGGAACAUCACUCCGGUCAUUUUGCUCCACUCGAUGGAUCCUUAGAAAACCAUCCAUUAUAUCUAUUACGAGUAACUACUCCGGCAUCAUCAACUGGUUAAAGGGUUUUGAAAAUCAUUCUGAUAAUUCAGCCAAAAAUAAAUCAGAAGUAACGGGUUAUCUGGAAUCUUUUUGUGAGUUUGACGCAUUUUUCAAAUUGGAAACUUUGCGCAUGAUUUUCACAAUAUUCGAGGAUGCUAAUACAGCUCUCCAAGGCAUGCAGCCUAAUUUUUGCAAAGCAAGAAAUACUUUCAACACGCUUAAGGAGGUGUUAAAAGACGCCCGGGGUGAUACUCGCUUCAAAGUCUUAUGGAAUGUAGCAGCAGAAUGUAGUUUACUUGACAAACCAGACAUGCCACGGAAACAUAAAAUUGCAUCAAAAUUUACUGGAAGUGGAGUUCCAUACUUUUUUACGACUCCAGAGAACCACUACCGCCAGCUUUUCUAUGCAUCCAUCGAUGAUGUUAUAAAGGGAUUUGUGACCCGUUUUGAACCAACUGAGACCACUGAACAUUUAGCAAAUGUAGAAAAAUUUAUCAUUAGUCAGUGCUUGGAAGUUGGAUUUGUUGAGGCUUGUUACAAAGAUGACUUUGAAGACUAUAGAAAACUACAACUCCAUUGCGAUAUAUUUGUGGAUCAUGCAAAAUUUAAGAACAUUCAACUAAAUGAUUUUGAAUCAGUUUUGAAUGAGCUGGUAGACCAUGAUAAUGUACUUUCUCACUUCAUUUCACUGAUUCCCGAGUUUGUGAAGCUGGUUUGUUCUCCUACUUCCAACUUACAAUCCAUUUUUUGCCAUCAAAAUAAGCUUUUCUUGUUCCAAUUUCAAUUGUUGCAACACAAGGUAUCGAUGAUAAUUUAAUCCGAGGUUAAAGAAUUUCAAUUUCCCAAUGCCAAUUUUCAGUUUAUCACACGACUUUAUUAAAUCCAUACCAAUGAUCACGUCGUACUUGUUUAUUACUUCAUCCACACAUAGCACCAAUGCAUUCACCAAGCACCCAUUUGUUGGGUGGUGUAUUUUAUUAACAACUUCUUCACAUCGAAUUAUUCCGCCGAUCGUUGCAACAUUCACUACACGAAUAACUUUAUAGUAAGUGUAACUUUUUGCUGAUGAUUGAUUGCAAAUGGAUUUAACAAUUUGCAGUUAAAACAUCGCAUUUCUUUCUUUCUCCGUAUAUCACUUGACAUUACAGUCCCAGUUGUUCGGUAAUUUGAAUUUACUUCUUCAUUUGCAGAUAAACAUGCCGCAUCUAAUCUAGUUGGUACAACCAGGGAUGCCGUCUCGACGCAAUUGUUAAAGCUUAACGCAUCUUCUCUUCGAAGAAUGGCAAGCAAAACAGCACCAUCAUUAGUCCCAAUAAUGAAAUGAUCCCAAAGUCUGCCGUCUCUCUCUGAAAGCUUGAACUUGCAUUCUUGAUCUGCUCGGAUUACUCGAUGCGCAAUCGUCUGUAUCGAUUCUUCAUUGCCACGAUACGUUUUCCAUAAUUAAUACCGUAAGAUUAACAAUGAUUUUCUAAUUUCCAACGUUUCCAGUUUCGUCACCAACUCUUCGUACGAAACGUCUUCUGGCAGUUCAGGUACUGUUAAUUCCUCCAUGGUCUUGUAAAUCUUCGACGGCAGAGCAGCAAGAAACUACGCUACGUGUAGAUCUGCAGUAAUAUUGUUUAUUACAAAAAAAAGAAGUCAUCUGCUGAAUAAAUCGCUUUGGCUGUUCAUUUUUAUAUUGUGGAGAUAAAAGACACGCCCGGUUAGCUUGUUGUUCAACCCAUUUAGAAACUAUUUUGUUUUUAAUGUUUUUAUUGUUUAUCAUUAACCUCAACGUUUUUACAAAAAAAUUGUUUGCUAUAUAUAGCAUUUAAAAGUACAACUUGUGACUCUUGUCAACAAUUAAUGGUCGUUAUACAAAACGUUAUAAUAAUAAAACUAUGCAGCGUUUGACUUCUGUCAAUAAUUGGCAAAGCUAAUUAUUAACAAAUUAUUGAUGCACAUUAAAAUUACAACACAAACCACUUGUAUUACCACUUGUAGCAGCUGCUGCAGCUUGAUUACCACUUGUAGCAGCUGAAAAUGUAACUAAAGAUUAACAAAGUUGUAUUAAAAAAAAUAUUGCAAUUGCUAAGAAAUGCAUAAACAUAUUGAAAAGUAAUAGUUUGUAAACAUAUCAUUUAUA
This is a messenger RNA of Hydra vulgaris (swiftwater hydra), 3464 nucleotides long. RefSeq lists its product as uncharacterized. Lineage: Eukaryota; Metazoa; Cnidaria; Hydrozoa; Anthoathecata; Hydridae. The record is from RefSeq and is a predicted model, not a curated record.